Messenger RNA from Chanos chanos (milkfish), 1810 nucleotides. RefSeq names its product inositol polyphosphate-5-phosphatase Ka (gene inpp5ka). The record is from RefSeq and is a predicted model, not a curated record. The coding region runs from base 79 to 1551 and encodes 490 amino acids. Gene Ontology annotation, molecular function: phosphatidylinositol-3,4,5-trisphosphate 5-phosphatase activity; phosphatidylinositol-4,5-bisphosphate 5-phosphatase activity; inositol bisphosphate phosphatase activity. The transcript has 13 exons. Gene Ontology annotation, biological process: negative regulation of peptidyl-serine phosphorylation; negative regulation of phosphatidylinositol 3-kinase/protein kinase B signal transduction; negative regulation of insulin receptor signaling pathway. NCBI's taxonomy places the organism in Eukaryota, Metazoa, Chordata, Actinopteri, Gonorynchiformes, Chanidae. Gene Ontology annotation, cellular component: plasma membrane; endoplasmic reticulum; ruffle.
CCGGAGAGAACACCUCACAAGCUUUAAUAAAACCGUAAUCCUCUUGGCUCUCAACAGCAGAAAUCAUCAGCUCGGAGAAUGGAAGAAGAAGAGGAGACCCUGACUCAUGCUGUCAAGUCAGUUUGCCUGCAACAGCGGAGCAUCGAGGAUGACACGUUCAGGCUGUAUUUGGUCACAUGGAAUGUGGCCACAGCAGAACCACCAGAUGACAUCACUUCACUGCUUCAACUCCAUUCGCCAAAGAAAGCAGACCUUUACAUGAUUGGUCUCCAGGAGGUGAGGGCAGCUCCUCUGAAGUUUGUCACGGAUUUGGUCUUUGAGGACUCAUGGAGUCACCUCUUCAUGGCCAGGCUGAGCCCUCUAGGCUAUGUGAAGGUGUCGUCCAUAAGAAUGCAGGGCCUUCUCUUACUCCUCUUCUCCCGUCUGGAGCACAUCCCGUUUAUCCGUGACAUCCAGGCCACCUACACUCGAACGGGCAUCUACGGAUUUUGGGGUAAUAAAGGUGGAGUGUCCAUUCGUUUUUCCUUUUAUGGUCAUAUGCUGUGUCUCCUCAACUGUCACCUGGCAGCACACAUGAAAUACGCCACGGAGCGCGUGGACGAAUUUGAAUACAUCCUGGAUUCCCAGACCUUCGAGUCCAAAAAUGCUCCGAACAUCCUUGACCACAAGAUGGUCUUUUGGUUUGGAGAUUUGAAUUUCCGUAUCGAAGACCAUGGCAUGCACUUUGUGCGAUCUUGUAUCGAAAAGCAAGAGUUCAGCCUCCUGUGGUCCAAGGACCAGCUAACUAUGAUGAAGAAGAAGGAACCAGUCUUACAACAGUUUGAGGAAGGACCUUUGGAUUUCCAGCCAACCUACAAGUUUGAUCUGUUCUCAGAGACUUACGACUCCAGUGGGAAGAAGCGGAAACCUGCCUGGACGGACAGGAUUCUGUGGUGGGUAAAGCCCAAAACCCCUCUGACGGACCAGAGUAAUGAAGAUGAUGAUGAUGAGGAGGAGGAGGGCUUGAUGAAGGAGCAGAAGAAAAAACUUCUGGAGCAGGUCGAGGAAGAAUAUCCUCUCAAAGUGACGCAGGACACGUACACUUGUAACAUGGAAUAUGGCAUCAGUGAUCACAAACCUGUUAUCGGCAUCUUCCGACUAGAGUUGAGGAAGAUGUAUGAAACGCCGCUGGUACAGCUGUCUGCUGAAGGAGAAUGGAGUGCAGAUUUUGAUGCCAUGGUAACCUACACUGUACUGCAGCCAUUCCCCUCCAGUACCUGGGACUGGAUUGGCCUCUAUAAGGUGGGGUUCAAAAGUCUUUCUGACUACAUCACCUACACCUGGGUGAAGGAUGAUCAAGUUGCCUUCAAUGGUGAACUCUUUCAGGUUUACAUGAGCAAGGAGGAGAUUCCGGUUCUGGGAGGACAGUGUAUUCUCUGCUAUUACAGCAGUGUGCUCCAAUGCAUUGUGGGUAUAAGUCAACCUUUCAAGGUGCAGGAAUCCAAAGCAGCCAUUGAAGAGGGUCUUAUUCCUGAAAAUAUUAAUGGACUUGACCAGACCAUACGUAGUUAAGACCAAAUGCGGUAUUUCUUGGAGCCAGUUGUACCGUCACACUGUGUCUCACUGUCCUUGCAUUCUUCCUUGGAAAUUCCGGUCCUUGGCAGUGUGGUGAAAUAUCUGGGAUUUUCCAAAAUGCCCAAAGUGCAAUUUCCCUUGAAAUGUUACUGAAUGACUGAUGUGUUAUCUUUUAUAAUAACGACGACUUGUGUCCUUCUACAGAUGUUUUUCGGGACUGUACCCCAGACAGAUGUUUUGUUCACGAAAUGUUCAG